Drosophila hydei is the source of this 1493-nucleotide messenger RNA. RefSeq lists its product as uncharacterized. The record is from RefSeq and is a predicted model, not a curated record. Gene Ontology annotation, cellular component: cytoplasm. Gene Ontology annotation, biological process: protein transport. Bases 108 to 1190 code for a protein of 360 amino acids. NCBI's taxonomy places the organism in Eukaryota, Metazoa, Arthropoda, Insecta, Diptera, Drosophilidae. The transcript is spliced from 3 exons.
UCGUUGUCACUCGCGCAUCGUCUGCUGAGCAGCUCGCACUUCAAUUUUAUCGCGUGCCGCAAAUGAGCUAAGUUUUUGCUUAUUCUAAAAACCCUGUAAUUUGGAUAAUGCCCAUAAAUUGUGAAUUUCAUUUGUCGCGUGUUUCAGCGGUAUAUUACACUGGCGAACAAGUUUCGGGUUUCGUAACUCUGAUCGCUGGCAAGAAGCAGCUGCAUCUGGAAGCGCUCAGCAUCAGCUUAAGAUGUCGCAGCACAGUUUGCUGGCAAGAGGUAGACGGCUGCUUGCACCACGUCGAGCAUAAUGACAGCGAAGCGACCAUGCAGCCCGGCUACAUUAGCUAUGCAUGCAACAAGCUGCACUGGGAGCAGGCGCAGCAGCUGACGCAUGCACUGAACCUGCCUUCGGGUGGCAAGAAGCGCUGCAACUUUGGCUUCGAGCUGCCUUGCGACUUGCCUGGCAAAUGCCGCUUGCCCCUAGGCUCCACUAGCUACACGUUGCAAGUGCUCUUGCAACGUCGUGGCAAACAUGACAAGCAUUUUGAGCGCAGUUUGUGUGUUCAGCAACGCAUUGAGCUACUCGAUUUGCAACCUGCCACCAGCUCUAGUGGCAGCUUGGAGCUGUGUUUGCCACGCAGCAUCUACGCACCUGGCCAACGGGUCAGCUACCAGUUGCAUACCACAGAGCCACAUGCCACUUGCCACACCCGCCUCUGCCAAUCGAUUACCUAUCGCAGCAUAGAACCCGCACUUAAAGAGAAGCGUGUGCGUCGUGUCCUCGACGAGAACUCAGAUAGGACUGGUGUCCUCCAUCUGCCGCUAACUGCGCCAAUUAUGACUAAGCUGCCAGGCGAGCCCAUCGAGAUAACCUAUUUUGUGGAGGCGGCCAGCACCAGCUGCAGUCAGCCAUUGCGUUUGCCUUUGUGGGUGGGCACAGUGGCGCCACCUGUUGACGUCAUAGCGAGUCUAACAAACGGUCCUACGCUCGGUUUCGUCAAUUUGGCUUUGUGUGAAAAUGAUUCGUUUUCAUCAAUCAAUCAACAGCUGCCGCCACACAGCUGUUCCAAAGAACUCUAUGUAUCGAGCAUUACCAGGCACGGCGAGCAGCUUAAAUUGUUGAGACGCCAGAAGAGACGAUCGUACGUGCGUUUAGCUUUGCGCUAUUUCUGUAUAAAUCUGUUACCUGCUAAUUAACAAAGGUGUUGUGAGCUGCAAGUAUUCAAUUAAUUGAAAUCAAUACGUGCAGCUCUUUAAAUAUAUCAGUUCAAGCGAAAUCAUCGUGAAUAGUUUUCCUGAUAAUAUACUAUCUAGCCUGGAUUGAAAUUUAUUUAUAUCGCUUAUAUAUACACAUUUUGGGCCAAGUUAUAGAAUAUCUGCAUAUUUGCAAAGAAUUUAUCAACGCUUGAUAAGUAUUCGCAUAAGCAAAUAAUACUUCACUGAUUAAAUUUCAUUAACAGUCAAGUUCGUAUAUAUAAAGCCCUAAAAAGUUGCAAUUAU